CCGGACCAGGGCGGGACCAGCCGCCGCUGUCUCCCAGCGUCUCGGUCUCCCGUCUCCCACAGCGCCCGGGCAGCAGCAGCGCGAGAAGCGGAAACCGCCGGGUCUGGGCUUUCUUUGGAGACGCCUCCGCUUCGGUCCGAACGGCCCUGACAGAGCAUCACCGAUCCUGCCCUCUUCGGUCGGGCCGCUGCCAGCUGCGCUCCCCGUAAGGGGCCUCAGGUUCCACCACUUCCACCACCCCCUUCCCCUACGUAGUCCAGCUCAGCCCAGCCCGGCCCGCACCUCCAUCCUUACUCGCUGGGCUCCCACCUGUGACACCCGCGCCAUGGCGGAGCAGGAGAGCCUAGAGUUCGGCAAGGCGGACUUCGUGCUCAUGGACGCCGUGACUAUGCCGGAGUUCAUGGCCAACCUCAGGCUCAGGUUUGAAAAAGGACGCAUCUAUACAUUUAUUGGAGAAGUCGUUGUUUCUAUGAACCCUUAUAAAUCCUUGAACAUCUAUGGAAGAGAUACAAUUGAACAGUAUAAAGGGCGAGAGCUCUAUGAAAGACCACCUCAUCUCUUUGCCAUUGCUGAUGCUGCUUACAAGGCAAUGAAGAGGCGAUCUAAAGACACUUGUAUUGUGAUAUCAGGUGAAAGUGGUGCUGGGAAAACUGAAGCCAGUAAAUAUAUAAUGCAGUAUAUUGCUGCCAUUACCAAUCCCAGCCAGAGAGCAGAGGUUGAAAGGGUGAAGAAUAUGUUGCUGAAAUCGAACUGUGUACUGGAGGCCUUUGGAAAUGCCAAAACCAACCGUAAUGACAACUCCAGUAGGUUUGGAAAGUAUAUGGACAUCAACUUUGAUUUCAAAGGGGAUCCUAUAGGAGGACACAUCAAUAAUUAUUUACUAGAGAAGUCUCGAGUGAUUGUGCAGCAGCCUGGAGAAAGAAGCUUUCAUUCCUUCUACCAGCUGCUUCAAGGGAGUUCUGAGCAGUUGCUGCGUUCUCUUCAUCUCCAGAAGGGUCUCUCAUCUUACAACUACAUCCGUGGAGGAGCUCAGCUGAAGUCUUCCAUCAAUGAUGCUGCAGAUUUCAAAGGAGUAGCAGAAGCCAUGAAGGUGAUUGGCUUCAAGCCGGAAGAGAUUCAAACCGUUUAUAAAAUUCUGGCUACUAUUCUCCAUUUGGGGAAUCUGAAAUUUAUAAUGGACGGUGAUGUCACUCUGAUUGAAAAUGGCAAAGUUGUGUCCAUCAUCGCAGAUUUACUCUCUACCAAGUCUGAGUUAGUUGAGAAAAGCCUGCUUUACCGGACAGUGGCGACAGGCCGCGAUAUCAUCGACAAGCAGCACACAGAACAGGAAGCCAGCUAUGGCCGAGAUGCCUUUGCAAAGGCAAUCUAUGAACGUCUUUUCUGCUGGAUUGUCAGCCGCCUCAAUGAUGUGAUUGAGGUAAAGAAUUAUGACACCAUCAUCCAUGGGAAGAACACAGUUAUUGGGGUCUUAGAUAUCUAUGGCUUUGAGAUCUUUGACAACAACAGUUUUGAGCAGUUCUGCAUCAAUUACUGCAAUGAGAAACUGCAACAGCUCUUCAUUCAGCUGGUUCUGAAGCAAGAGCAGGAGGAAUACCAACGGGAAGGGAUUCCUUGGAAGCAUAUCGAUUAUUUUAACAAUCAAAUCAUUGUCGACCUGGUGGAACAGCAGCACAAGGGGAUCAUCGCCAUACUGGAUGAUGCCUGUGUGAACGUGGGCAAAGUGACCGAUGAAAUAUUCCUGGAAGUCCUUAACACCAAACUAAACAAGCAUGCACAUUACUCCAGUCGGAAGCUCUGUGCCACAGACAAAACCCUAGAGUUUGAUCGAGAUUUUCGAAUUAGGCAUUAUGCUGGAGAUGUCGUCUAUUCAGUCAUUGGCUUCAUUGACAAAAACAAAGACACCUUAUUUCAAGAUUUCAAACGCCUCAUGUACAACAGUUCAAAUCCUGUGCUGAAGAACAUGUGGCCCGAAGGCAAACUGAGCAUUACAGAAGUUACCAAACGACCUUUAACAGCUGCUACCUUGUUUAAGAAUUCCAUGAUUGCCUUAGUAGACAACCUGGCAUCAAAGGAACCAUAUUAUGUACGUUGCAUUAAACCAAAUGACAAAAAGUCCCCUCAGCUGUUUGAUGAAGAGAGAUGCCGGCAUCAAGUGGAAUAUCUUGGGCUACUGGAAAAUGUGAGGGUGCGGCGGGCAGGAUUUGCUUACCGUCAGACCUAUGAGAAGUUUCUUCACAGGUACAAGAUGAUCUCUGAAUUUACCUGGCCCAAUCAUGACCUCCCUUCAGACAAGCAAGCUGUGAAAAAACUCAUUGAGGGCUGUGGUUUCCAGGAUGAUGUGGCUUAUGGAAAGACCAAAAUUUUUAUCCGCACUCCCAGGACACUUUUUACCUUGGAAGAACUCCAUUCCCAGAUGCUUGUAAGGAUCGUCCUCUUUCUACAAAAGGUGUGGAGGGGCACCAUCGCCCGAAUCAAAUACAAGAGAACAAAGGCUGCUCUGACCAUCAUCAGGUACCAUCGACGUUACAAAGUCAAGUCAUACAUCCAAGAGGUCAACAAACGUUUGCAGGGUGUGAAGAACAUGAAGGACUAUGGGAAGCAUGUGAAGUGGCCAACUCCUCCUAAAGUUCUGCACCGCUUUGAAGAGGCCCUAAAGACAAUUUACCAGAGAUGGAGAGCAGCCCAGCUUAUCCGGAGCAUACCCCCCUCCGACUUGCCCCAGGUCAGGGCAAAGGUUGCUGCCGUGGAAAUGUUAAAAGGCCAUAGAGCUGACCUUGGCCUACAGAGAGCCUGGGAGGGAAACUACCUUGCAGCAAAGCCAGACACCCCUCAGACCACAGGCACUUUUGUCCCUGUUGCCAAUGAACUAAAGCGGAAGGACAAAUACAUGAAUGUUCUGUUUUCCUGCCAUGUCCGCAAGGUAAAUCGAUUUAGUAAAGUGGAAGAUAGAGCCAUUUUUGUCACUGAUCGUCACCUGUAUAAGAUGGACCCCACCAAACAGUAUAAAGUGAUGAAGACCAUCCCCCUCUAUAAUUUGACUGGGUUGAGUGUCUCCAAUGGAAAGGACCAGCUAGUAGUUUUCCAUACAAAAGACAACAAAGACCUCAUUGUCUGCCUUUUCAGCAAACAGCCAACCAAUGAGAGUCGGAUUGGUGAACUCGUGGGGGUUCUGGCAAAUCAUUUCAAGAGUGAGAAACGCCAUCUACAAGUCAAUGUCAACAACCCUGUGCAGUGCAGCUUACAUGGCAAGAAGUGUACCGUCUCCGUGGAAACGCGCAUCAACCAACCAGAGCCCGACUUCACCAAGAACCGUUCUGGCUUCAUCCUCAGCGUGCCCGGAAACUAGCUAGCAGCCCCCAGGCUGGAGAGAGACCUCAGACGGGAGGGGUGGGAGGGGACAAAGGGGCUGCCGGGGCCCUGGGGAGUCGGGGAGAGGCUUAAAUCAGUUCAGGGGUGGCUUGCUGUCCCCCCACCCCACCCCACCCCCAGCGCCUGCCUCCGUCUAGCCCAAAGGUUAGGGAGCAGACUCCCAGGAAGCUUUUUGUCCUUGCUAAGCAUCAUAGAUUCCAAUCUAAUCUGCUGAAUCGCCUGCUAAUGUAGCUCAGGCAACCUGACUAGAAAUGGGCUUGGGGAGAGCGAUCUCUAAGUGCACCUCCUUUUCCUCGCCCUCGCCCCUCCUCCAAGCAGCCACGAGCACUCCCGAGAGGGGCCUUUCCUUCUCCUGCCAGUGUCCUGACACCUCCACUAGAGAAAGCAAGGAGCUGGGGGACAAGGGGGAGGAGAAGGCUCCAAGCCACCUCCGCAGGACCAAAGCCUUCCCUCGCUCGGUCACAUCGAAAUUCGAACUAGUGACCCUGCUGCUGACCUUGUAGAAGAUGGGGAGAAGCACUCCAAGGGCUGCCUUUUUCUACUCUGAAAAAGAUGCUCUUUUAGAGAAUUGCACCAAAGAACUGGGGACAGAACCUGCUCGUGCCUGAAACUGAGUUGUGCCUGACCAGGGGACUCAGAGCCUCACAAUCCCCCCCCCAGCCCUGACACCCCAACUCUGAUGUCAUCUGUGCCUUCGGGAAUCUCUCUGCCACCCAAAGGCUCGGUGGGAGGCUGAAAGCCACCCUUCGUGCUAGCUUUGCCCAUCGCCAGCACCAACCGCAUCAGGCUGUUGUGUCCAGAUCCCCAAAGCCAAGGUCUUCCCCGGCUCUGAAACGCCCGGCAAGGGCACCGAGGGCCCACUUUCGGGGCCCACGAUGCACCCCCAGGGGCCUUCUCUCUCUCCCACCAUCCGGCGGAGGAUGAGCGCAUUCCACUAAUGUCCGUCCCCUGUAGUUAACCCUGCAUCUCCUCACCUACGUUGCACAUGUAACCCGGCUCAGCCCCCGCUUCUGCUCCUGCAGGGGUCCUGCGCCAGAUGCCCUCGCUGUAAAGCGCUUCUUUGUCAGGAGGACCCACGGGCAGUGCAGGUCGGGCGCAGGGGGCAUCCCGGGGCUGGGAGCUUUUAGAUAGAUACAUACAUCUAAUUGUAUAGCAGGCUUAUCUUGAGAUAUAUGAAUGUGGUGGGAGGGAAGCGGCGUUUGGAGAUUACAGAAAGUGGAGAGAUUCUUAGUAAUCGAUUAAUUAUUAGAGAUUAGUAAUAGAUCCUGGCACUGCUGGCCAGGCCAGGACUCCCGCCCUUCAUGCUGAACAAAGCCUGAUCCUAGGAAACCAGGCUGAGAAAGGUCUCCUGCUUGCCACUCCGUGCCCAGCUCAAAGCAUGCGCAUUCAGACCUGAGAAGGGAGACUGCCUGUACCAGGUACCAAGCAGUUGUACCCAGGCCACCCGUCUUGUUCUCUAAGGCGGUCAAGCCUUUUGUCCUGGGAGUGGCCCAAACCUAGGGUCACAGAGGGAGAGAGGAGCGCUUACUGGGCUGGGGGUACCAGAAAAAGAGAGUGCCUGGGCGUGAGGGUACCCCAAGAAACAUGGUUGAGGAGCACCCCAAAAGGAAGGAAGAAACUGCCUUUUGGAACAAGAAGGAGUCAACUUCACUCCUGGAUGAUUGGGGGAAGAGGCAGAAGGGACUAUUUGGGAUCCCCCAAACCCAUGUGCCCCUUGUUUCUCUAGAUCCUCUCCCCAAACCUUCAACCUUCCUCCUGUCCCACAAAGGACAAGCCAAGGGCCUCAGUACAGCCCAGAGGGAAGGGGAGCCCCUCAGCACCCCAAUUCCCAUCCCCUCAACUCCCUCGGUCCAGCUUGUCACCCUUGCCCGGUGACCACCUCCAUUUGCACUGUAUGGGAUUCCCCCACAAGGAAUCCCAUUGGCAUUCUCCUUGUUGCCUUCUUUUUUUGUUUUAAUUCUUAUUGAAGCCAUAUCAAGCAUUAGCAAACAGAAGUCAGCCUGUCCCAACGGCUUGAGUAGUGAGUGCCUGAUAGGCCAACGGCAAAGUUUAGCGGCGCUCCUCGUGGUGCCAAUUCCCAUAGACGCUUGUAGAAGAGACCAACCUCCACUUUUGACCCCAUUUCCAUAUCGUUGCCCAACGUGCUUGCUUUGGAUUAUCUAUUUGUAAAAAUACUCCUGAGACCUGCCAAACGAGUCGUCAUCGUCUUCUUCUUCGAGGCCGGGGUGAAGGAGGCCUUUGGGGGGGGGGGAUAUUUUUCUUUCUUUUUUAACAAAAAAAAAAAGGAAGGAAGGCCAUUCUUUCUGAAGAUCCGAUCUGCUUCUCGGGUCCAGUCCCAGAGUCCCCGGCCUGAGCCCGCAGACGGGAGGGCCAGGGGCACACCUGGCUGUCCGAUCGGGACAUGUUGGUGACCUGCUUCAGUGAAGGGUCUCCCAGGGAGCUGCGACCAAAGACCGGAGUUAGGGAUUGAUGGCAGAGAGGAGGAAGAGGAGGAAGAGGAAGAGGAGGAAGACGAGGGAAAGGAAAGGGUUAUCCAUGGUGAUUGUAUGUAAUGAAGUCUUUCUCUUGAUUAAAUUAAAUCCAAUUUUUUGUUGUUAUUGUUGGUGGUGCAUAUAUUCCUAUUUUUCAUUAAAUUAACUUUAUUUCCAAAGCCUAUUUUGAUUCACCACAAAGAGCAAUAAAGCAUUGAAUCUUA
This is a messenger RNA of Monodelphis domestica (gray short-tailed opossum), 6064 nucleotides long. The record is from RefSeq and is a predicted model, not a curated record. Lineage: Eukaryota; Metazoa; Chordata; Mammalia; Didelphimorphia; Didelphidae.